Messenger RNA from Salarias fasciatus (jewelled blenny), 1947 nucleotides. RefSeq names its product branched chain keto acid dehydrogenase E1 subunit alpha (gene bckdha). The record is from RefSeq and is a predicted model, not a curated record. Gene Ontology annotation, biological process: branched-chain amino acid catabolic process. The coding region runs from base 41 to 1381 and encodes 446 amino acids. NCBI's taxonomy places the organism in Eukaryota, Metazoa, Chordata, Actinopteri, Blenniiformes, Blenniidae. The transcript is spliced from 9 exons. Gene Ontology annotation, cellular component: oxoglutarate dehydrogenase complex. Gene Ontology annotation, molecular function: oxidoreductase activity, acting on the aldehyde or oxo group of donors, disulfide as acceptor.
UCAAGGAAGAGAAAGGGAGAGAGAGAGAGAGUGAGAGACGAUGGCGGCCGUGAGCAGUAUGAGCAAAAUGUAUGGACUGUGUUUCCACGCUGUCCGUCAGACGGCAGGACUGAAGGCGUCCAGGCUGCUCCAGCGCAGAUCCUUCAGAGUCACCGCCGUCCAGCAGCAGCAGCCCUUCGACUCGUCGCUGGAGAAGCCACAGUUCCCCGGAGCCUCGGCCGAGUUCGUCGAUAAUCUGGAAUUCAUCCAGCCGAAUGUGAUCUCCGGGAUCCCCAUAUACCGGGUGAUGGACAGGCAGGGCAACAUCAUCAACCCCUCCCAGGACCCGCAGCUCUCGAAGGAGACGGUUUUGAACUUUUACCAGAAGAUGACGAUGUUGAACACAAUGGACCGUAUUCUGUAUGAAUCUCAAAGACAGGGGAGAAUCUCUUUCUACAUGACCAACUAUGGUGAGGAGGGGACGCACGUCGGGAGCGCCGCCGCUCUGGAUCCGACCGAUCUGGUCUUCGGUCAAUACAGAGAAGCUGGAGUGCUGAUGUACCGCGGCUUCCCUCUGGAUCUGUUCAUGGCUCAGUGUUACGCCAACGCCGACGACCUCGGGAAGGGCCGGCAGAUGCCGGUGCACUACGGCUCCAGAGACCUGAACUUCGUCACCAUCUCGUCUCCUCUGGCCACACAGAUCCCUCAAGCUGCCGGAGCUGCGUACGCCGUCAAGAGGGAGAACGCCAACCGUGCCGUCAUCUGCUACUUCGGAGAGGGGGCGGCCAGCGAAGGCGACGCGCACGCCGGCUUCAACUUCUCGGCCACGCUCGAGUGCCCGCUCAUCUUCUUCUGUCGCAACAACGGCUACGCCAUCUCGACCCCGACCAACGAGCAGUACAGAGGAGACGGCAUCGCCGCUCGCGGUCCAGGCUACGGCAUGCUGUCCAUCCGCGUCGACGGAAACGACGUGUUCGCAGUGUACAACGCCACCAAGGAAGCCCGGCGCAGAGCUGUGGCCGAAAACCAGCCCUUCCUCAUCGAGGCGAUGACCUACAGGAUCGGCCAUCACAGCACGAGCGACGACAGCUCGGCCUACCGCUCGGUGGACGAGGUGAACUACUGGGACAAGCAGGACCACCCCAUCUCCCGGCUGAGGCACUACAUGACGGCCCGCGGCUGGUGGAGCGAGGACGACGAGCGGACCUGGCGGAAGCAGUCCCGCAAGACGGUGAUGGAGGCCUUCGAGAAGGCCGAGCGGCGCCUGAAGCCCAACCCCGAACUGAUGUUCACCGACGUGUACGAGGAGAUGACGCCCAACCUGAACAAGCAGCGCGAAGCCCUGUGGAGGCACGUGCAGCAGUACAAGGAGCACUACCCACUUGACCUGUACGACAAGUAAAUCCACCGCCGUCGACGAGCCAGAGGAUGGAGACGAACACACACUUGCACACCUUUUGUUCUGUGGUCGUAGAGUAGUUUUGAUAUCUUACUCCUUUGCAGACAAUAGAAGAGAUGUGUGACACAUACUUCCUGAACACUUCACGCCUCUGGAUUUGGUGCCUUAAGUUUAAACACAUACUGUCUGUUAUAAGAAGCCGAGUGGCUGAAAGCUAAAACCACUUUCACUUUGAUUCCAGGAUCUUUUUUAACCAUUUGUCUUUUUUAAAGUACAGAAAAACAACUGGUGUGAUCCGAGUCCGUUAUGCAAAACUAGCAAUAAUAGUUUUUGGGGUUUUUUUUCCUUGGUUGUUGUUUCUUUCUCCUGCAGUUAUCCUUUUCACCGAUGACGGUAUUGAUCAGGUUUUCUCGUGUUUGGUUGUGUCCUGUUUUUCUGUUAGUGUACACACCCAGGUUUUACAUGGGUUGGUACGCGUUGAGCUGUUACACAUCGCGGCGCUGUACUCCCACCUCGCUCCAUACGUUUGGUGGUUUUCUUUUUUUGUGGAAAAUAAACUCUAAAGCGUU